AUGUCACCAUCAUCGCCGCUCACGCCAACGCGACCCACAAAGAGUAUUUGGAUAGCUGAUCAGACUGCUCAAGGCACGAGUGCUGUGCUCAAUGAUGAGAUGCUCGGUAACGAACCGCAUUGGUUCGACCAUUCCAGAGAUAUCCUCUGUAUGGUCGAUACUUUCCGCUUAAGCAUGACGAAACCGAUCAUCGGCAUCGGGCAUUCAAUGGGAGCGUCGCAGCUCGUGGCAGCGGCUCACUUUCAUCCUGGACUGCUUGACGCGCUGGUUAUGGUGGACCCGCCGAUAUUCAUGACACGAUCUCCGUCCACCAAAGCAAUGCUUAGGUACUGUUUCCGCAAGCCCGAAGCGUAUGCACCUCGACAAGCUGCAGAGGAGGCGACGAGAAGAAGCCCGUUCUUCAAGACCUGGGACAAACAAGUUCUGCAGAGGUUUCUCGAGACGGUCUGGGGAGACGGUCCGACAGUCACGGUUCCUGAUGACAACUCGACCAAACCUACAACGCCACUGCAUAUGCAGGUUCGAGGACUGAUCAAGCCGAAUCCUGAUCACAUCACGGUCGCACAACCCGUGGACGAGGACCAACGGUAUACGCAUCCUGAUAUCCAGCCUACAGCCCCUGUGACCUGGCCAUUCUACAGCCCUCACUCUCAAGUCGCAUACAGGUUCCUCUCCACACUACGACCACCUGCGCUUUUCCUGCUAGGCGAAGGCAGUCAAUUAUGCGAUGCCGAGGAGCUCGUCGACCGCACCAAUGCCACUGGAACCGCUCCUGGUGGUAGUGGGGGCAUUACAGCCGGGAGAGUCAAGUCCGUGACAAUUCCGGGAGGUCACUUCCUGCCCAUGACUAAUGUAGCUGGGACUGCGGAAGGGACGAGCAGGUGGUUGGCAGAGCAGAUUGGACAGUGCCAGAAACGCGAAGAGGCGUUCAAGCAGCGGUGGGAAGUGAAGAGCUUGGCUGAGAAGCAGAGGUUGGAUGGUCGAGUACAGGAGCAGUUGAAGAACUGGGAUGGUAGGCCGUCGGUGAAGCCGAAUCAAGUAGAGGCUCUGAUACGAGGCCGGUUGCGAGGGCUGUGUCGGAGUGCAGUGAGACUACUCACAGCCAUCCAUGAUCCAUCUCGAUUCACAUUUCACGGCAAUAGAGAUAGGUAUUAG
Recurvomyces mirabilis is the source of this 1155-nucleotide messenger RNA. RefSeq lists its product as uncharacterized. Lineage: Eukaryota; Fungi; Ascomycota; Dothideomycetes; Mycosphaerellales; Teratosphaeriaceae. The transcript has 2 exons. The record is from RefSeq and is a predicted model, not a curated record. Bases 1 to 1155 code for a protein of 384 amino acids.